Molecule: messenger RNA, 933 nt
Organism: Mucor mucedo
Lineage: Eukaryota; Fungi; Mucoromycota; Mucoromycetes; Mucorales; Mucoraceae
Product: HAD-like domain-containing protein
Exons: 8
Coding region: 68-820 (250 amino acids)
Source: RefSeq, a predicted model, not a curated record
CUGUGGGGAAAUAAUAACCAACUUUUUUUAUUUCUUCUCUUUAAAUUUCCCCCCUUUCUUUAUAAGGAUGACCAUUAAAGCUGUUAUUUUUGAUAUUGGUGGAGUAUGUGUUGGAUCUCCCAUGGCAGGUAUUCAUCGAUAUGAGCAACAACAUGGAUUGCCCAGAAAUUAUAUCAAUGUUGCCAUCGUACAACAAGGUGAACAUGGAGCUUUCCAAAAAUUAGAAAGAGGAGAGGUUAAACUUGAUCAGUUUUAUAAGGACUUUGGAUCACAGCUGUCCCACCCGACCAAUAAAAAGCAUUACAAGACCUACCUCCAAAAAUCCGGAAAGGAUGCUCCAGACAAUAUUCCAGAUAUUUCUGUAGAUGGCAAAGAAUUGUUUGCUACAAUGAUGUCAGAAACUGCCAGAUUAGACGAGCAUAUAUUUCUUGCUAUCCAGAAAUUGAAAGAAAGCGGUAAAUUUAAACUAGCUGCAUUGACCAACAAUUUCGAUUUGCCCGAGGAUGACCUGAAAGAGGCCGAGGCCAUGGGAGCGUCUGCAGCAGCUGAACUUCGCAAAUUGUUUGAUUACUUUAUUGAGUCUCGACUCAUUGGUUUAAGAAAACCAGACCCCAAAAUUUAUCAUUAUGCUUGUAAAGAAAUCGGAAUUGAGCCUAAUGAAGCGAUUUUUUUGGAUGAUAUUGGCAUGAACCUUCGGUCAGCGAAUAAGGUUGGGAUGAAUACUAUUCAGGUCAAAAUGGGACACUCUAGAGAGGCAGUGAAGCAGCUUGAGGCAUUAACAGGUCUAGAUUUGCACAGCAAACCUGGAUCCAAAAUCUAGGGGAAUAAAGAAGCAUUGUAAACGAUGUAUAUUUUCCUUCCAUCUCUUAGAAUUUCAUCUGAUUCGGAUAAAGAGGGCUAAGUUUUUUUUUUUUUUUUUUUUUGACGUAUUAG